Messenger RNA from Linum trigynum, 549 nucleotides. NCBI's taxonomy places the organism in Eukaryota, Viridiplantae, Streptophyta, Magnoliopsida, Malpighiales, Linaceae. The record is from the annotation of a GenBank genome assembly.
AUGCCACUGUUGGACUUGCUAUGUCGCUCAACUUGCAAUGUUGUCAAACUCGUGGCAUCGUUGAACUCGCGAUGCCGUUCAAAUUGCAACGUUGUUGCCAUGGAAUCGAGUCACGACAUUAGUCUUACAAAACCUCAUGGUUGCUUGAGACCACAUCGCUGCAAGACUGAUGGAGAUGUUGAUAAGCUUGCACCAACUUCACAACAUCAUGGAGAUCGGUGCGUUAUUGGCUUUGCACAGUGUCAUUUAACUUGCAAGAUUCACAAUGCCGACAUGAUUGACCUCGCGACAUUGUUGCACUUGCAAGGUCUUUGGAAUUGCAACGUUGUUGAGCUCGAGGCGCCAUCGACCACCGGGAUGUUGUUUAGCUCGCAGCGUCGUCAACCUCCUGAUGCCGUUGUUGAACUCGCAACGCCGUUAAACUUGUGGUAUCCCUACUUAUCGCGAUACUGUUUAUCUCGCGGUGUCGUUGACCUCACGACGCCAUUGAGAUUGUUUAUCUCAUCAUUUAGCUGCACGACGUUGUCAAACUCGCAACGCCGAACUUGA